Molecule: messenger RNA, 1911 nt
Organism: Oppiella nova
Lineage: Eukaryota; Metazoa; Arthropoda; Arachnida; Sarcoptiformes; Oppiidae
Source: the annotation of a GenBank genome assembly
AUGUGCUCAAUACUAGUGAACGACAUAUUAGAUGAGCUGAAGUGCGAUAACUAUAGACUUCUCAACGAUUUAUGGGUUUUGAGAGAAGAAAACCAGAGAUUUCUCAAUGAUUUAUGUCUUGAGAGACAAUUGAACCACAUUUUAGACAAUUACAAGAACUACUCAUUGGUUUUGAUAAACCGAUGCAAAUGCGAGAUAAGCCAACAGCUUGUGGACCAAUUGAAUCGAUUCAACGAUGAAUACAAUGGUCUUAAGAGCCGUCGAAAUGGCCAACAAAACAGUGUCUUAUUGUCGGGAAAGAAUGGCAAAUAUGUUGACACUUACGAUGAGGUGAUACUCCCGAAGAACACCACCGAUGACUUGACCGACACUCAGAUAUGCGAUGACUGCCAACAAGUGUUUGAAUCGGAAAUGGACUUACAGAUCCACACGAAUAGUGUCCACAAGAAUCUGCAAUCAUUUUCAUGCCAUGAAUGCAAUAAAGUGUUUAAUACCAGAGAUCUGUUUGUCAUUCACUUGACGCAAAGACACGAGUUUAGAAAAAGUGGUGAUCAGAUGGAUGUGAAGCCAGACAUGACUUCAAUGAAUGUGUCCCCGAAGUCGAGUCCUUAUGUCAGCCGACGCUCGAGUUCUGUGAGCCCUCAGAAGUCGACGCCAGUGUCUAAAAGUGGCGGUAACUCUGACUUUAAACUAAUGACAGAACUAUUGCAUAAGAAUUACCGAAAUCCUAAUUUUGGCAAAACAUCAAAAGUGGUCUCAAAUGACAAUAAGAAACAUCACUGCAAUGAAUGCAAGAAAGGCUUCAAUAAUGAGAUCGCACUUGAAAUACAUGUCAAUAAAGUGCACCUCAAGAGGAAGCCGUAUGUGUGCGAGACAUGUGAUGCGAAUUUUUACGCAAAGAGGUUUCUAUUAACCCAUAUGUCGACCAAACAUAAGAUCAAAGCCUUUGAAUGCGAUUCGUGUGACUUCAAGACAUCAAAGUUUGAUUACUUAGUGUCUCAUCAAAAGCGCAGACAUUCAGCGCCCGUUCACCACAAGUCGAGCCCAACUAAAGCCAAGUCUUCGCCGCAAAAGGAGUCGAAAGAGGUUUUCAAAUGCGAUUUAUGCCAAUUCAAGACAUCGGCGAAGUAUUCAUACGUUUUGCAUAAGAAUAGCCACAAACUGAACAAAACUUUUCGAUGUGUUGUCACCGGAUGUACGGAAAGGUUUUCAACCAAAGAGAGCAAACUUAGACAUCAGAGGACUAAGCAUUCGCUUAAGAAUGACAAACAAUUUGGUUGUGAUAAUUGCGACCAACGGUUCCACUCGAAUGACAUCCUUUUGAGUCAUAUGGCAGACAAGCAUAAGAUCGCGGCCUAUGUCUGCCAUAAGUGUCCAUUGAAGACAACCUCGAAAUUAACACUAUUUCGACAUCAGGUGAAAGAGCACUCAUUGAAAGCCACUUAUGUUUGUCAUGAGAGUGGUUGUGGUCUACCUUUUGAAAGACAGGCCAAUUUGAAUCAACACAUCAAACGUAAGCAUCAGUUGAACGGCAGUACUGGCGCCCAAAGUCCGUCUAAAGCCAAGAAAAGUGUUGAGAAUAAGGCCAAUACGUUCACCACAACCGGAUCCACACCUUCAUCAUCGGUCGGUGUCUUUAAGUGCGAUAUAACCGGUUGUCGCAAGAAGUGUAAGACCCAACACCUCUUCAUUGUCCACAAGCAAAGGGUGCACUCAAUGGUCCACACGUAUGUCUGCGAGUAUAACGGCUGUAACCGUCGGUUCAAAAGUUGCAAGAAUUUCAAUGAACACAAGAAACAACACAACGAGAAGUUUGUCUGCAAGUGGAAGGGCUGUCCGUUCAGGACAGACACCUUCGCGAAACUCAAUCAACACAAACGUCAACUCAAACACCACUCGAAUAACUUAUAA